Messenger RNA from Helianthus annuus (common sunflower), 1398 nucleotides. RefSeq lists its product as uncharacterized. The transcript has 2 exons. The record is from RefSeq and is a predicted model, not a curated record. Bases 69 to 1265 code for a protein of 398 amino acids. Lineage: Eukaryota; Viridiplantae; Streptophyta; Magnoliopsida; Asterales; Asteraceae.
AGCAAAACUACUACUUUCAAAACCAUAAACCCAAACCAAGCCUUUCUCUAGUAAGUUUAGUUUCAGAUAUGUACGUGACCCGACCUCUUUCGCACUAUAAGACCUCUCCGGAAGCUCUCUAUCUUCCUCCAGAGGGUCCCAACUCGGGUUACUUGGUAAUCCAAGAUGAAGAGUCCGAAACAUACUCGUGUUUUGGGCUUUGCAAGAAUCGAUAUCUUGCAGAGUUACCAUUUCCUCAAAACAAAAUACUGACCACACGCUAUUCGUCAGGAUCCGGUGAAAACCGACAUGUUUCUUACAAUGAAGUUGUCUUUAUUCCUGUCCUUAACCAACCGUUGUCUUCGAACCGAUACUAUGCGUUAAAACCAAAUGGAUCGCAUAAAGGGGAAGCCUUCACAUGUUCAAAGGAGGAAGACAUGGCACAAUGUUGCUUUUGCAAUUGUGUUCGUGAUGUAAAACCAAGGCCAUUGGACACACACGACAUUUACCAGCAGUUUGAGAUUGUUCAGAAAGGAACACAAUGUAGCGGUGAUGGUAGUUUUUAUGCAAAAUCUCUUGCGGACGAUGGCUAUCCUCCAUACUUCUUAAGAAGAAAAGGUUGGCAAAUUUAUUCCAAAACACCUAAAAACUACGAGUUACAUGAAGCAAAGGGAAUCGACGAUUCCCUUCGCUCACGUCUCCCUGAUUUGAAUUUCCCUCCAUCAACCAAGACUUCAAAUCCUGUGGUUGUUGGCAAGUGGUAUUGUCCUUUUGUAUUCAUUAAAGAAGGAAGAUUAAGUGAUAUGGUAAAAAAGUCUAUCUUCUAUGAACUUACAUUGGAGCAAAAGUGGGAACGAGUUUUCGAACAUGAAAACAAGCAAAAUAAUGAAGGAGAUGUCGUAUACGUGGAUGUUGCACUUCGUAGUGAAGCGGUUUUCAUUGGUGAGAGUCGGGUUGAGGCAACAUGGGAUGAGAGAAAUGUGGUAGAUGGAGCCAUAUGGUUUACAUGUCUAGGGGGUGAUAAUGGGAGAGAAGAAAGUGUAGGGUUGAAUGUUGAAAUUGUUGAAAGAAUGAGGUGGGAAGAAGAAAAGGUUGGAUGGGUUGAUGGUGGGGAGAAAAGGACAAAUAGGGUGAAGAGAAAUGAGAAGUUUGAAGGGAUUGGUGGGUGGAAGAGAUUUGGUUGUUAUAUUUUGAUUGAAAGGUUUGUGGUUAAAAGAAUGGAUGGAAGUUUGGUUUUGACGUAUGAGUUUGGUCACACCCAUCAAAUAAAGUCCAUAUUUGAAUAAGAUUUUUGUUUAUAACUUUAAGUAGCUACAUAUGUUUAUAGUCUUGUAAGGCUAAGCAUGUUUAUCGUGAAGUGUUGGACCAAUUAAGCUACUAGGAUCGAUAUUUGAUAAUAUCCUAUAUCUUUUAUUCCUA